GGGGCAAGAGGGGCACGGAAGACGGAAGGAAACAGCGGGCGCGAAGAGAGAGAAAAGCGGGGGAGCAGAGGGGGGCGGGAGGGCACGGCAGGGGAACAGAAACACGAGGGCAACAGGACGGGACGCAGAAAGCGGGAAACGGACAAGCGGGAGCAGGGAAGGCCGAACAGAAGGGGGGGCAGAGAACGGCGAACACAGGAAAAACGGGCGGACAGCAGGGCAGAAAACAGGGGAGGGCAGAAGACAGAAGCAGGGGGCAGGGGGCAAGAGGGGCACGGAAGACGGAAGGAAACAGCGGGCGCGAAGAGAGAGAAAAGCGGGGGAGCAGAGGGGGGCGGGAGGGCACGGCAGGGGAACAGAAACACGAGGGCAGCAGGACGGGACGCAGAAAGCGGGAAACGGACAAGCGGGAGCAGGGAAGGCCGAACAGAAGGGGGGGGCAGAGAACGGCGAACACAGGAAAAACGGGCGGACAGCAGGGCAGAAAACAGGGGAGGCAGAAGGCAGAAGCAGGGGGCAGGGGGCAAGAGGGGCACGGAAGACGGAAGGAAACAGCGGGAGCGAAGAGAGAGAAAGCGGGGGAGCAGAGGGGGGCGGGAGGGCACGGCAGGGGAACAGAAACACGAGGGCAGCAGGACGGGACGCAGAAAGCGGGAAACGGACAAGCGGGAGCAGGGAAGGCCGAACAGGAGGGGGGGCAGAGAACGGCGAACACAGGAAAAACGGGCGGACAGCAGGGCAGAAAACAGGGGACGGCAGAAGGCAGAAGCAGGGGCAGGGGGCAAGAGGGGCACGGAAGACGGAAGGAAACAGCGGGCGCGAAGAGAGAGACAAGCGGGGGAGCAGAGGGGGCGGGAGGGCACGGCAGGGGAACAGAAGCACGAGGGCAACAGGACGGGACGCAGAAAGCGGGAAACGGACAAGCGGGAGCAGGGAAGGCCGAACAGGAGGGGGGGGCAGAGAACGGCGAACACAGGAAAAACGGGCGGACAGCAGGGCAGAAAACAGGGGAGGGCAGAAGGCAGAAGCAGGGGGCAGGGGGGCAAGAGGGGCACGGAAGACGGAAGGAAACAGCGGGCGCGAAGAGAGAGAAAAGCGGGGGAGCAGAGGGGGGCGGAGGGCACGGCAGGGGAACAGAAACACGAGGGCAGCAGGACGGGACGCAGAAAGCGGGAAACGGACAAGCGGGAGCAGGGAAGGCCGAACAGAAGGGGGGGGCAGAGAACGGCGAACACAGGAAAAACGGGCGGACAGCAGGGCAGAAAACAGGGGAGGGCAGAAGGCAGAAGCAGGGGCAGGGGGCAAGAGGGGCACGGAAGACGGAAGGAAACAGCGGGCGCGAAGAGAGAGAAAAGCGGGGGAGCAGAGGGGGGCGGGAGGGCACGGCAGGGGAACAGAAACACGAGGGCAACAGGACGGGACGCAGAAAGCGGGAAACGGACAAGCGGGAGCAGGGAAGGCCGAACAGAAGGGGGGGGCAGAGAACGGCGAACACAGGAAAAACGGGCGGACAGCAGGGCAGAAAACAGGGGAGGGCAGAAGGCAGAAGCAGGGGGCAGGGGGGCAAGAGGGGCACGGAAGACGGAAGGAAACAGCGGGCGCGAAGAGAGAGAAAAGCGGGGGAGCAGAGGGGGGCGGGAGGGCACGGCAGGGGAACAGAAACACGAGGGCAACAGGACGGGACGCAGAAAGCGGGAAACGGACAAGCGGGAGCAGGGAAGGCCGAACAGAAGGGGGGGGCAGAGAACGGCGAACACAGGAAAAACGGGCGGACAGCAGGGCAGAAAACAGGGGAGGGCAGAAGGCAGAAGCAGGGGGCAGGGGGGCAAGAGGGGCACGGAAGACGGAAGGAAACAGCGGGCGCGAAGAGAGAGAAAAGCGGGGGAGCAGAGGGGGGCGGGAGGGCACGGCAGGGGAACAGAAACACGAGGGCAACAGGACGGGACGCAGAAAGCGGGAAACGGACAAGCGGGAGCAGGGAAGGCCGAACAGAAGGGGGGGGCAGAGAACGGCGAACACAGGAAAAACGGGCGGACAGCAGGGCAGAAAACAGGGGAGGGCAGAAGGCAGAAGCAGGGGGCAGGGGGCAAGAGGGGCACGGAAGACGGAAGGAAACAGCGGGCGCGAAGAGAGAGAAAAGCGGGGGAGCAGAGGGGGCGGGAGGGCACGGCAGGGGAACAGAAACACGAGGGCAGCAGGACGGGACGCAGAAAGCGGGAAACGGACAAGCGGGAGCAGGGAAGGCCGAACAGAAGGGGGGGGCAGAGAACGGCGAACACAGGAAAAACGGGCGGACAGCAGGGCAGAAAACAGGGAGGGCAGAAGGCAGAAGCAGGGGCAGGGGGGCAAGAGGGGCACGGAAGACGGAAGGAAACAGCGGGCGCGAAGAGAGAGAAAAGCGGGGGAGCAGAGGGGGGCGGGAGGGCACGGCAGGGGAACAGAAACACGAGGGCAACAGGACGGGACGCAGAAAGCGGGAAACGGACAAGCGGGAGCAGGGAAGGCCGAACAGAAGGGGGGGGCAGAGAACGGCGAACACAGGAAAAACGGGCGGACAGCAGGGCAGAAAACAGGGGAGGGCAGAAGCAGAAGCAGGGGCAGGGGGGCAAGAGGGGCACGGAAGACGGAAGGAAACAGCGGGCGCGAAGAGAGAGAAAAGCGGGGGAGCAGAGGGGGCGGGAGGGCACGGCAGGGGAACAGAAACACGAGGGCAGCAGGACGGGACGCAGAAAGCGGGAAACGGACAAGCGGGAGCAGGGAAGGCCGAACAGAAGGGGGGGGCAGAGAACGGCGAACACAGGAAAAACGGGCGGACAGCAGGGCAGAAAACAGGGGAGGCAGAAGGCAGAAGCAGGGGGCAGGGGGCAAGAGGGGCACGGAAGACGGAAGGAAACAGCGGGCGCGAAGAGAGAGAAAAGCGGGGGAGCAGAGGGGGGCGGGAGGGCACGGCAGGGGAACAGAAACACGAGGGCAACAGGACGGGACGCAGAAAGCGGGAAACGGACAAGCGGGAGCAGGGAAGGCCGAACAGAAGGGGGGGGCAGAGAACGGCGAACACAGGAAAAACGGGCGGACAGCAGGGCAGAAAACAGGGACGGCAGAAGGCAGAAGCGGGGGCAGGGGGGCAAGAGGGGCACGGAAGACGGAAGGAAACAGCGGGCGCGAAGAGAGAGAAAAGCGGGGGAGCAGAGGGGGCGGGAGGGCACGGCAGGGAACAGAAACACGAGGGCAGCAGGACGGGACGCAGAAAGCGGGAAACGGACAAGCGGGAGCAGGGAAGGCCGAACAGAAGGGGGGGGCAGAGAACGGCGAACACAGGAAAAACGGGCGGACAGCAGGGCAGAAAACAGGGGACGGCAGAAGGCAGAAGCAGGGGGCAGGGGGGCAAGAGGGGCACGGAAGACGGAAGGAAACAGCGGGCGCGAAGAGAGAGAAAAGCGGGGGAGCAGAGGGGGGCGGGAGGGCACGGCAGGGAACAGAAACACGAGGGCAACAGGACGGGACGCAGAAAGCGGGAAACGGACAAGCGGGAGCAGGGAAGGCCGAACAGAAGGGGGGGGCAGAGAACGGCGAACACAGGAAAAACGGGCGGACAGCAGGGCAGAAAACAGGGGAGGGCAGAAGGCAGAAGCAGGGGGCAGGGGGCAAGAGGGGCACGGAAGACGGAAGGAAACAGCGGGCGCGAAGAGAGAGAAAAGCGGGGGAGCAGAGGGGGGCGGGAGGGCACGGCAGGGGAACAGAAACACGAGGGCAACAGGACGGGACGCAGAAAGCGGGAAACGGACAAGCGGGAGCAGGGAAGGCCGAACAGGAGGGGGGGGCAGAGAACGGCGAACACAGGAAAAACGGGCGGACAGCAGGGCAGAAAACAGGGGAGGGCAGAAGGCAGAAGCAGGGGCAGGGGGGCAAGAGGGGCACGGAAGACGGAAGGAAACAGCGGGCGCGAAGAGAGAGAAAAGCGGGGGAGCAGAGGGGGCGGGAGGGCACGGCAGGGGAACAGAAACACGAGGGCAACAGGACGGGACGCAGAAAGCGGGAAACGGACAAGCGGGAGCAGGGAAGGCCGAACAGGAGGGGGGGGCAGAGAACGGCGAACACAGGAAAAACGGGCGGACAGCAGGGCAGAAAACAGGGAGGGCAGAAGGCAGAAGCAGGGGCAGGGGGCAAGAGGGGCACGGAAGACGGAAGGAAACAGCGGGCGCGAAGAGAGAGAAAAGCGGGGAGCAGAGGGGGCGGGAGGGCACGGCAGGGGAACAGAAACACGAGGGCAACAGGACGGGACGCAGAAAGCGGGAAACGGACAAGCGGGAGCAGGGAAGGCCGAACAGGAGGGGGGGCAGAGAACGGCGAACACAGGAAAAACGGGCGGACAGCAGGGCAGAAAACAGGGGACGGCAGAAGCAGAAGCGGGGGCAGGGGGGCAAGAGGGGCACGGAAGACGGAAGGAAACAGCGGGCGCGAAGAGAGAGAAAAGCGGGGGAGCAGAGGGGGCGGGAGGGCACGGCAGGGAACAGAAACACGAGGGCAGCAGGACGGGACGCAGAAAGCGGGAAACGGACAAGCGGGAGCAGGGAAGGCCGAACAGAAGGGGGGGGCAGAGAACGGCGAACACAGGAAAAACGGGCGGACAGCAGGGCAGAAAACAGGGGAGGGCAGAAGGCAGAAGCGGGGGCAGGGGGGCAAGAGGGGCACGGAAGACGGAAGGAAACAGCGGGAGCGAAGAGAGAGAAAAGCGGGGGAGCAGAGGGGGGCGGGAGGGCACGGCAGGGGAACAGAAACACGAGGGCAACAGGACGGGACGCAGAAAGCGGGAAACGGACAAGCGGGAGCAGGGAAGGCCGAACAGGAGGGGGGGGCAGAGAACGGCGAACACAGGAAAAACGGGCGGACAGCAGGGCAGAAAACAGGGGACGGCAGAAGGCAGAAGCGGGGGCAGGGGGGCAAGAGGGGCACGGAAGACGGAAGGAAACAGCGGGCGCGAAGAGAGAGAAAAGCGGGGGAGCAGAGGGGGGCGGGAGGGCACGGCAGGGGAACAGAAACACGAGGGCAGCAGGACGGGACGCAGAAAGCGGGAAACGGACAAGCGGGAGCAGGGAAGGCCGAACAGAAGGGGGGGCAGAGAACGGCGAACACAGGAAAAACGGGCGGACAGCAGGGCAGAAAACAGGGGAGGGCAGAAGGCAGAAGCAGGGGGCAGGGGGCAAGAGGGGCACGGAAGACGGAAGGAAACAGCGGGCGCGAAGAGAGAGAAAAGCGGGGAGCAGAGGGGGGCGGGAGGGCACGGCAGGGGAACAGAAACACGAGGGCAGCAGGACGGGACGCAGAAAGCGGGAAACGGACAAGCGGGAGCAGGGAAGGCCGAACAGAGGGGGGGGCAGAGAACGGCGAACACAGGAAAAACGGGCGGACAGCAGGGCAGAAAACAGGGGACGGCAGAAGGCAGAAGCGGGGGGCAGGGGGCAAGAGGGGCACGGAAGACGGAAGGAAACAGCGGGCGCGAAGAGAGAGAAAAGCGGGGGAGCAGAGGGGGGCGGGAGGGCACGGCAGGGGAACAGAAACACGAGGGCAACAGGACGGGACGCAGAAAGCGGGAAACGGACAAGCGGGAGCAGGGAAGGCCGAACAGGAGGGGGGGGCAGAGAACGGCGAACACAGGAAAAACGGGCGGACAGCAGGGCAGAAAACAGGGGACGGCAGAAGACAGAAGCGGGGGCAGGGGGGCAAGAGGGGCACGGAAGACGGAAGGAAACAGCGGGAGCGAAGAGAGAGAAAAGCGGGGGAGCAGAGGGGGGCGGGAGGGCACGGCAGGGCAACAGAAACACGAGGGCAGCAGGACGGGACGCAGAAAGCGGGAAACGGACAAGCGGGAGCAGGGAAGGCCGAACAGAAGGGGGGGGCAGAGAACGGCGAACACAGGAAAAACGGGCGGACAGCAGGGCAGAAAACAGGGGACGGCAGAAGGCAGAAGCGGGGGGCAGGGGGGCAAGAGGGGCACGGAAGACGGAAGGAAACAGCGGGAGCGAAGAGAGAGAAAAGCGGGGGAGCAGAGGGGGGCGGGAGGGCACGGCAGGGCAACAGAAACACGAGGGCAGCAGGACGGGACGCAGAAAGCGGGAAACGGACAAGCGGGAGCAGGGAAGGCCGAACAGAAGGGGGGGGCAGAGAACGGCGAACACAGGAAAAACGGGCGGACAGCAGGGCAGAAAACAGGGGACGGCAGAAGACAGAAGCGGGGGGCAGGGGGGCAAGAGGGGCACGGAAGACGGAAGGAAACAGCGGGCGCGAAGAGAGAGAAAAGCGGGGGAGCAGAGGGGGGCGGGAGGGCACGGCAGGGGAACAGAAACACGAGGGCAACAGGACGGGACGCAGAAAGCGGGAAACGGACAAGCGGGAGCAGGGAAGGCCGAACAGGAGGGGGGGGCAGAGAACGGCGAACACAGGAAAAACGGGCGGACAGCAGGGCAGAAAACAGGGGACGGCAGAAGACAGAAGCGGGGGCAGGGGGCAAGAGGGGCACGGAAGACGGAAGGAAACAGCGGGCGCGAAGAGAGAGAAAAGCGGGGGAGCAGAGGGGGCGGGAGGGCACGGCAGGGGAACAGAAACACGAGGGCAACAGGACGGGACGCAGAAAGCGGGAAACGGACAAGCGGGAGCAGGGAAGGCCGAACAGGAGGGGGGGGCAGAGAACGGCGAACACAGGAAAAACGGGCGGACAGCAGGGCAGAAAACAGGGGACGGCAGAAGGCAGAAGCGGGGGCAGGGGGGCAAGAGGGGCACGGAAGACGGAAGGAAACAGCGGGAGCGAAGAGAGAGAAAAGCGGGGGAGCAGAGGGGGGCGGGAGGGCACGGCAGGGAACAGAAACACGAGGGCAGCAGGACGGGACGCAGAAAGCGGGAAACGGACAAGCGGGAGCAGGGAAGGCCGAACAGAAGGGGGGGGCAGAGAACGGCGAACACAGGAAAAACGGGCGGACAGCAGGGCAGAAAACAGGGGACGGCAGAAGACAGAAGCGGGGGCAGGGGGCAAGAGGGGCACGGAAGACGGAAGGAAACAGCGGGAGCGAAGAGAGAGAAAAGCGGGGGAGCAGAGGGGGGCGGGAGGGCACGGCAGGGGAACAGAAACACGAGGGCAACAGGACGGGACGCAGAAAGCGGGAAACGGACAAGCGGGAGCAGGGAAGGCCGAACAGGAGGGGGGGGCAGAGAACGGCGAACACAGGAAAAACGGGCGGACAGCAGGGCAGAAAACAGGGGACGGCAGAAGGCAGAAGCAGGGGCAGGGGGCAAGAGGGGCACGGAAGACGGAAGGAAACAGCGGGCGCGAAGAGAGAGAAAAGCGGGGAGCAGAGGGGGGCGGGAGGGCACGGCAGGGAACAGAAACACGAGGGCAGCAGGACGGGACGCAGAAAGCGGGAAACGGACAAGCGGGAGCAGGGAAGGCCGAACAGAAGGGGGGGGCAGAGAACGGCGAACACAGGAAAAACGGGCGGACAGCAGGGCAGAAAACAGGGGACGGCAGAAGGCAGAAGCGGGGGCAGGGGGCAAGAGGGGCACGGAAGACGGAAGGAAACAGCGGGCGCGAAGAGAGAGAAAAGCGGGGGAGCAGAGGGGGCGGGAGGGCACGGCAGGGAACAGAAACACGAGGGCAGCAGGACGGGACGCAGAAAGCGGGAAACGGACAAGCGGGAGCAGGGAAGGCCGAACAGGAGGGGGGGGCAGAGAACGGCGAACACAGGAAAAACGGGCGGACAGCAGGGCAGAAAACAGGGGACGGCAGAAGACAGAAGCGGGGGGCAGGGGGGCAAGAGGGGCACGGAAGACGGAAGGAAACAGCGGGAGCGAAGAGAGAGAAAAGCGGGGGAGCAGAGGGGGCGGGAGGGCACGGCAGGGGAACAGAAACACGAGGGCAGCAGGACGGGACGCAGAAAGCGGGAAACGGACAAGCGGGAGCAGGGAAGGCCGAACAGGAGGGGGGGGCAGAGAACGGCGAACACAGGAAAAACGGGCGGACAGCAGGGCAGAAAACAGGGGAGGGCAGAAGACAGAAGCGGGGGCAGGGGGCAAGAGGGGCACGGAAGACGGAAGGAAACAGCGGGCGCGAAGAGAGAGAAAAGCGGGGGAGCAGAGGGGGGCGGGAGGGCACGGCAGGGGAACAGAAACACGAGGGCAACAGGACGGGACGCAGAAAGCGGGAAACGGACAAGCGGGAGCAGGGAAGGCCGAACAGGAGGGGGGGGCAGAGAACGGCGAACACAGGAAAAACGGGCGGACAGCAGGGCAGAAAACAGGGGAGGCAGAAGGCAGAAGCGGGGGCAGGGGGCAAGAGGGGCACGGAAGACGGAAGGAAACAGCGGGCGCGAAGAGAGAGAAAAGCGGGGGAGCAGAGGGGGCGGGAGGGCACGGCAGGGCAACAGAAACACGAGGGCAGCAGGACGGGACGCAGAAAGCGGGAAACGGACAAGCGGGAGCAGGGAAGGCCGAACAGAAGGGGGGGGCAGAGAACGGCGAACACAGGAAAAACGGGCGGACAGCAGGGCAGAAAACAGGGGACGGCAGAAGACAGAAGCGGGGGCAGGGGGGCAAGAGGGGCACGGAAGACGGAAGGAAACAGCGGGCGCGAAGAGAGAGAAAAGCGGGGGAGCAGAGGGGGGCGGGAGGGCACGGCAGGGGAACAGAAACACGAGGGCAGCAGGACGGGACGCAGAAAGCGGGAAACGGACAAGCGGGAGCAGGGAAGGCCGAACAGGAGGGGGGGCAGAGAACGGCGAACACAGGAAAACGGGCGGACAGCAGGGCAGAAAACAGGGACGGCAGAAGACAGAAGCGGGGGCAGGGGGCAAGAGGGGCACGGAAGACGGAAGGAAACAGCGGGCGCGAAGAGAGAGAAAAGCGGGGAGCAGAGGGGCGGGAGGGCACGGCAGGGAACAGAAACACGAGGGCAGCAGGACGGGACGCAGAAAGCGGGAAACGGACAAGCGGGAGCAGGGAAGGCCGAACAGAAGGGGGGGGCAGAACGGCGAACACAGGAAAAACGGGCGGACAGCAGGGCAGAAAACAGGGACGGCAGAAGACAGAAGCGGGCAGGGGCAAGAGGGGCACGGAAGACGGAAGGAAACAGCGGGAGCGAAGAGAGAGAAAAGCGGGGGAGCAGGGGGCGGGAGGGCACGGCAGGGCAACAGAAACACGAGGGCAGCAGGACGGGACGCAGAAAGCGGGAAACGGACAAGCGGGAGCAGGGAA
This is a messenger RNA of Carassius auratus (goldfish), 9240 nucleotides long. Its product is annotated as filaggrin-like. The record is from RefSeq and is a predicted model, not a curated record. NCBI's taxonomy places the organism in Eukaryota, Metazoa, Chordata, Actinopteri, Cypriniformes, Cyprinidae. The annotation marks the transcript as partial. The transcript has a single exon.